AAAUUUUAGUUACAUUGGAAACCUAAGUAUACUCUGGAGAGGGCAGUCAAGUAGAGAAACAAUUGUUAAUUCCAUCCAAAAUCAGUUGAAGAUAAUCUACACAAACGAUACACUCGAAGAUACAACUUACCGUUUGCCUAUGAGCAGUCUGUUUGUCUCUGCAACUGUGCUGAGUCUGGAAGAAGACAGAAGUGUUUCCCCGAUGCAUCUGUACACCGUUAUGUAUAACUUGCGCAUGGGCGAGCAUGUUGGACGUGACAGAGUAUCAAAUGUAUUGAAAACGAUGUUUAAUGGUGGAAGCUUGUUAAUUCGAUAUACACAGA
Molecule: messenger RNA, 323 nt
Organism: Mercenaria mercenaria
Lineage: Eukaryota; Metazoa; Mollusca; Bivalvia; Venerida; Veneridae
Source: RefSeq, a predicted model, not a curated record